Molecule: messenger RNA, 628 nt
Organism: Punica granatum (pomegranate)
Lineage: Eukaryota; Viridiplantae; Streptophyta; Magnoliopsida; Myrtales; Lythraceae
Source: RefSeq, a predicted model, not a curated record
GUGUAUAUAUAUGAGAAGCUUCACGUAGCCAUUGCAACACGAUCUCGACAACCACCCUUUAAUUUCUCUAGUUUGUCCCAGUCCGGAUAUCUUUGAUUAGCUAGCCUUUGCCUUAUUGGAAAAGCGCGAUGUCUGCCUCGGCGAUGCUGGAAGCUGUGGAGGAUGCCUCCACGCUCGCGAAGGUGGCUGUGUUCCUGGUGGUUCAGGCUCUGGUGUGCCUCAUCCUGUUGAACUCGUCCGACCUGUUCUCGAGGAACAAGAUGAGCAGGUCGUUUAGUUUCAAGCCAGCUCGCUCUGUCAGCAUCCGGCGGAUCCUAGCCGUGAUCUCUGACCUGCCGUUGGGUGGCGAGCCUUCCCCCUCUGGUUCUUCAGCCGGGAGGUCGGGGAUCACAUUCCCGGAAUAUUUGAGCAUGGAGGAUCUCGCCUCCUAUUAAAUCCAGUUUCACAUCAUCUGUGAAGUAGUAGUGCCCCUUUUCUUUUAUGUAUUGUGUCUUGAAGUAUAGAACUGAUGAUUUGAUUGUAUUGGUUGGAGAAGAUUCUUUUAGUCAUUGAUUAGUGAAACUUACAACGAUUUUCAUAUCUCAGGAACUCAUUAAACUCGAUAUUCUCAAAUAUGCUUUAAAAUUUA